AUGCGUUUCAACCCCUCACCUAUCCUCGCCACUGUCGCUCUCGCUCUUGUCCCGGCUGUGACCUCGUCGAACAGGGUUGAAAAGACGACAUCCGAGGACCGCACCACCCAGGCCGUCGACCCAGCCUGCGAUUGCUACACUGUAUCCGGGCCCGAUCCAGGAUACUUUCAGCAUCAUCGAUUCUGGGAUUUUCGUCAAGUACCUCUUAAUCCAGCCGCCGCCAGCACUUUUCAAUUCCAGCCCAACAGCCCGCCGAGUCGUGCCGACUACGGAGCGAAUGCCGCGCCUGUUCUCCUCAAAGACACUCCCUUUUCCAGUGAAUGGGCUGUGCAAGACUGGGGCCGUGGAGGCACUCCUCUCUUCCCCGUUACUAUUGUGAAUUCCAACAAAAACGUCUAUCUGACCAGCCAUGCGGCUGGUGGUGGGCCAACUUUUCUUGUCAUGCGGACAACUCGAUUCGAGGCCUUUUCUUCCACGGCGGAGAUUGAAACCAAUCUUCUCAAUUUCAUGCACGUCUCGCUGCGAGUCAGACUUCGCAUUCUUGAAAAGGGGGAAGACAUACUAUCGCCCGUGAACGCCGAGCAGGCCUUGGGCCAGAGAAUCCAAUCCCGAUCCGACAAUAAUACUACCUCGGAACCACACAGCUCUCAUGCACAACGCCGCAAGGAAAAACGUCUCCUCCCAUCAGUCGGUGCGUGCGUUGGAAUAUUCACUUUUUUCUCCAGAACCAGCGAGUCGGACAUUGAAAUUCUAACUUCGGACCCGCCAAAUCGAGUACACUAUGCAAACCAGCCGGAUUACGAUCCAAUCCGCAACAUCGUCAUACCCGGUUCUCAGAUUGCUGCAGACUCGCCGACCCCAUGGACAGCAUGGUCUACCUAUCGCCUAGACUGGCUGCCGACAAUGUCGCGCUGGUAUGUCGAAAACCAGGAACAGGCUAAUCUGGCAUACGGUGUUCCAGUAGACCCCAGCAGACUGGUCAUCAAUCUGUGGAGCGACGGCGGCCUGUGGUCUGGCAACCUCACAGUUGGAGACAGCGUUCACUUGGGUAUCGAAUGGAUCGAGGUUGCGUACAAUCUAACCGGGGAUGUGCCCAAGCUUUGCAACAGAAACUGCCGCAUCGACAACGUUGCUGUUCCUGGUAUUCCGGAAAUUAUUUAA
Molecule: messenger RNA, 1161 nt
Organism: Talaromyces rugulosus
Lineage: Eukaryota; Fungi; Ascomycota; Eurotiomycetes; Eurotiales; Trichocomaceae
Exons: 1
Coding region: 1-1161 (386 amino acids)
Biological process (GO): carbohydrate metabolic process
Molecular function (GO): hydrolase activity, hydrolyzing O-glycosyl compounds
Source: RefSeq, a predicted model, not a curated record